Bufo bufo (common toad) is the source of this 1673-nucleotide messenger RNA. It is a transcript of the gene GMPPB, whose product is annotated as GDP-mannose pyrophosphorylase B. Bases 312 to 1394 code for a protein of 360 amino acids. Gene Ontology annotation, molecular function: mannose-1-phosphate guanylyltransferase (GTP) activity; GTP binding. Gene Ontology annotation, biological process: GDP-mannose biosynthetic process; cell wall mannoprotein biosynthetic process. The transcript is spliced from 10 exons. The record is from RefSeq and is a predicted model, not a curated record. Lineage: Eukaryota; Metazoa; Chordata; Amphibia; Anura; Bufonidae. Gene Ontology annotation, cellular component: cytoplasm.
AAUAGAGAAUGAGCUGGCAUGAAGUUAGUUGUUGCCUGGGUAACUAAACAGUAGCUCGCGCCUUAGAGAUCGGCCCCGGUGAGCGGAGCUGCAGUCGGGGUUCAGCCUCUGCGUCAAGCGGAAAGUUACAGCGGAGAACGGGGAGCGCGCUGAGUGCCUGUGCUGAGGGGGAGAGAGAUUAGGGCGGAACCAGGAAGCGGAAGUGAAAGUGUGGCCCCGCCCUUAGCCGGUGACGUCAAAGGUUUGAAUGGUUGCUGAGGUGGAAGUAGUCAAGUGACAGAAACUGGUAAUUCCCGUAGAGCGCAGGGAACAUGAAGGCCUUGAUCCUGGUUGGCGGGUACGGAACGCGGCUGCGGCCCCUGACGCUCAGUGUCCCCAAACCCCUGGUGGAUUUCUGCAAUAUGCCCAUCCUGCUGCACCAGGUGGAGGCGCUGGUCAAGGCAGGGGUUAAUCACGUCAUCCUGGCCGUCAGCUACAUGUCAGACCUGCUGGAGAAGGAGAUGAAGGAGCAGGAGAAGCGGCUGGGAAUCCGCAUCUCCAUGUCACACGAGAAGGAGCCGCUGGGAACAGCGGGCCCCUUGGCUCUGGCCCGGCAGCUGCUGACUGAGAAUUCGGAGCCGUUCUUUGUACUGAACAGCGACGUCAUCUGCGACUUUCCCUUCGAGGACAUGGUCCGCUUCCACCGGCACCACGGCAAGGAGGGCACCAUCGUGGUCACUAAGGUGGAGGAGCCCUCUAAGUACGGGGUGGUCGUGUACGACGCGGAGGACGGUCAGAUCCAGCGCUUUGUGGAGAAGCCUCAAGUGUUUGUGUCCAACAAGAUUAACUCCGGAUUAUACAUCUUCUGCCCGUCAGUGCUGGAGCGGAUCCAGUUGCGUCCAACCUCGAUAGAGAAGGAGAUCUUCCCGGCGAUGGCGCUAGGGGGGCAGUUAUUCGCCAUGGAGCUGCAGGGGUUCUGGAUGGACAUCGGGCAGCCCAAGGACUUCCUGACCGGGAUGUGCCUGUACCUGCAGUCACUGAAGCAGAAGCAUCCGGAGAAGCUGCAUUCCGGAGCCGGCUUCGCUGGGAAUGUGCUGGUGGAUCCCUCUGCUAAGAUUGGAGAUAACUGCUGCAUUGGCCCCAACGUGAUUAUUGGCCCCGGCGUGACGGUGGAGGACGGGGUGCGGAUAAAGCGAUGCACAGUUAUGAAGGGCUCCCGGAUCCGCUCCCAUUCCUGGCUGGAAUCCUCUAUUGUCGGCUGGAGUUCAACUGUUGGACAGUGGGUGCGGAUCGAGAACGUGACGGUGUUGGGCGAAGACGUCAUUGUAAACGAUGAGCUUUACCUCAAUGGAGCCAACGUGUUACCCCACAAGUGCAUCUCCGAGUCGGUGCCGGAGCCCCGGAUCAUCAUGUAGGGGGGGUGCCGGGACAAUAGACUGUGGCCCCCGCACUGCCGGCAGGAGCGCUGCUCUGGUGCCUUCUCCAAAAGCUGAGGACAUGAGGAUCGGGACGGCGCCUGCGCUGCUGUGAUUGGACUCAUCCUCUGUACAGUGGAGGUGGGGGAGGGGAAGAUGUACAGACCAGGAAGCUCCCGCCCCAGCCUUGCAUGGGUUAAUCACACUGCUGCCACCUGGGCGAGGAGCCACGCUGGUGCUGACUUUCUAGUGGGAAUUUACUUAUAAAGACUUUUUUUU